Molecule: messenger RNA, 3648 nt
Organism: Pantherophis guttatus
Lineage: Eukaryota; Metazoa; Chordata; Lepidosauria; Squamata; Colubridae
Gene: RORB
Product: RAR related orphan receptor B
Biological process (GO): regulation of transcription by RNA polymerase II
Cellular component (GO): nucleus
Molecular function (GO): melatonin receptor activity; RNA polymerase II cis-regulatory region sequence-specific DNA binding; nuclear receptor activity
Source: RefSeq, a predicted model, not a curated record
CUUCCUCCGGCGCCCAGGCCCGAGACUCUUCCCUCCGCCGGGCUUCCAACUCCAGCAGCUUCGGAUUGGCCGAGGGGCUUGACAGGAGGCGGAGCGUGAAGUAACCGGCGCUGCCCGCCCUCCGCUAUAAGCCUCUUUGCAGCUUUCCCACUCAAGCUCCCUCGCGCUCCUGUUUCCUGCGUGUCCUUGUAACAACCGAAGGAUGAAAACAGACGCGCCGGGGAAAUCUGCUCCAAACAGGCACAACUGUCGUGUGAAAACGCACAGGCUCUACCGUCCGUAGCCGUCUCUUCUUCCUCCACCUCCUCCUCCUCCUCUGCUUCUUUUCGGUAGCUGGGCUUUUUUUUUUUUUCCUUCCUUCUUCUUCCUUCCUUCCAAAAAGCGCAACUCCUCUCCUCCGCCUUUCCUCCUUUUCGUCUGAUUUGUUUCUUUCUUUCUUUAUUUUUUCCCCCUCACAACCACCCAUCCGACAACAAGUCUCCUUCCCCCGCCGCCUCCACUGCCGCCGACGCCGCCGCUGCCGCUCUCCAGGCCGCGGGAAUCACAAAAGAAAGCUUCGCAAGUCGGGUUGGUUUACGGACUUGAAAAGCCCGGGCAGAAGGGACCGAGCGAGCGCGGAGAGGCCGGGAGAAGGAGCGGGGAAAGACCCCGCUCGAAUCCAACGAGUCGCUCAGAGACACUUUUUGAGAGCUGAGGCGAGAGAGGGAGAGAGAGAGACGGAGAGAUUGUAAUCCUCUGACGAAAUAGAAAGGGAAAAAAGAGAGGGAAGAAGAAGAAGAAGAAAAGAAAGUUAAAAGCAGCGGGAAGAGAAAAAAAAAGAAAAAGAAGAAGAAGAGCACCUUGUGGGAGGAAUGGUUGCCGCAGCGGGACAGGCUCUCCACAGCCGCCGUCUUCGCUCUUGCUGAGGAGGGGAUUUAAGUUGAGAGCUACAUGACCGCGCCGAGCGGGGACUCACCAGCACCAUGCGAGCACAAAUCGAAGUGAUACCAUGCAAAAUUUGUGGCGACAAGUCCUCUGGAAUACACUAUGGGGUCAUCACCUGUGAAGGCUGCAAGGGAUUCUUCAGGAGGAGUCAGCAAAACAAUGCCUCAUAUUCCUGCCCAAGGCAGAGAAACUGUUUAAUUGACAGAACCAACAGAAAUCGCUGCCAACACUGCCGACUGCAGAAGUGUCUUGCCCUGGGAAUGUCUCGAGAUGCUGUAAAGUUUGGAAGAAUGUCCAAGAAGCAGAGGGACAGUCUCUAUGCUGAGGUACAGAAACAUCAGCAGCGGCUGCAGGAGCAGCGCCAACAACAGAGCGGCGAGGCUGAAGCCUUGGCCCGAGUCUACAGCAGUAGCAUCAGCAAUGGCUUAAGCAACCUGAACAAUGAAACGGAUGGCACUUAUUCAAAUGGGCAUGUCAUUGACCUGCCGAAGUCAGAGGGUUAUUACAGUGUGGAUUCUGCUCAGCCCUCCCCAGAUCAGUCUGGCUUAGACAUGACCGGAAUCAAGCAGAUCAAGCAAGAACCUAUUUAUGACCUCACUUCUGUACCAAACUUGUUUACCUAUAGCUUUUGCAACAACGGACAAUUAGCUCCAGGGAUAACCAUGGCAGAAAUAGAUCGAAUUGCACAGAAUAUAAUUAAGUCCCAUUUGGAAACGUGUCAGUAUACAAUGGAGGAACUACACCAGCUAGCCUGGCAAACGCACACAUAUGAAGAAAUCAAAAUAUACCAGAGCAAGUCAAGAGAAGCAUUAUGGCAGCAGUGCGCAAUCCAGAUCACACAUGCGAUUCAGUAUGUGGUGGAAUUUGCAAAACGGAUAACGGGCUUCAUGGAACUCUGUCAGAAUGAUCAGAUUCUACUUCUCAAAUCAGGCUGCUUGGAAGUUGUUCUAGUGAGAAUGUGUCGUGCCUUCAACCCACUCAACAACACCGUCUUGUUUGAAGGAAAAUAUGGAGGAAUGCAAAUGUUCAAGGCUUUGGGUUCUGACGACCUUGUAAAUGAAGCAUUUGACUUUGCAAAGAACUUGUGUUCAUUGCAGCUGACUGAGGAAGAAAUUGCCUUGUUUUCAUCUGCUGUUCUGAUAUCACCAGAUCGAGCUUGGCUCUUAGAACCAAGGAAGGUCCAGAAACUUCAGGAAAAGAUUUAUUUUGCACUUCAACAUGUGAUUCAGAAGAAUCAUCUUGAUGAUGAGACUUUGGCAAAGUUAGUAGCCAAGACAUCAACCAUCACUGCACUUUGCAACCUGCAUGGAGAAAAACUGCAGGUAUUUAAACAAUCUCAUCCUGAUAUAGUGAACACACUUUUUCCUCCGUUAUACAAGGAACUGUUCAAUCCAGAUUCUACCACUGGUUGCAAGUGAAGGGAAAGUGAAAGCUCCUGGAAUGCAUCGCUGAUCAGACAAAAGAAUUGUUGUCAUGAAGACUUUCUUUAAAACUUGUCACUACUGCAAACCUAGGAAUGUCCUGCACUUAAUAGAAUUAUUUUUCACCGCUACAGUUUGAAGAAUGUAAAUAUGCACUCCUGACUGGAGCCUCUUUGGUUUCUCUUCUUUUUGUUAAUUUUUCCCCCCUUUUUUAAUUUUUAACUGACCAGAAAAUUGCAAGUAUAGAAUACUGGGUGUGAUCUUUAUUGUUUAUUGUUUAUUUUAUUGGGGCUAUGUUCUGGGAGACCACUGUUUAUAGAUGUUUAUUGUAGAUAUAAAAGAAAGCAGAGGAGUAAUUUGCAACAUUACUCUGUUUAGUCAAAUAUAAUUUAAGGAAAAUUCACUAAACUAGGCUUACCUAUUUCUAUGUUUUAGCUAGUUAAAUGCAUGUGGCAAUUUGUAGCUGUCUUGGAAACAGGUGUGUAUGUGUAUGCAAAAAGUCAUGGACUUUCCCUUUGUGUGUGCGGCAUCAAUGCAUUGAGGGCUUCAUACAGACUUUAAAAGACCCUGCUUUCCCUGAAUUCUUGGCAAGAGUGGACAAAGCACAUUUCAAAGCAGUAGAGUAUUUCAUGUCUUGCCCUAUCGCUUUUUCCCUAUUCAGUAUACAAAGAUGGUUGGAGACUGUCCAUUACCCUAUGUGUUAACCUGAGGAGGAGGGGGAAUAAGGAAAAAUCUGAAAUACUGAAGUCCCAUAUGGAUUCUCUGACACAUGGGGAAACUUCAUGUCCUGUUUGUCUAUGAGCAGUAUAUAUCAGGGAAGGCCAACGUUCAUACUUUUCAACCUGUUCUAUCCUUUAGACCAUGUUUAGAACCAGGAAAAUAUUUUUACGCACCAUUCGAUCACCUCUCCACUAUAAAUUCUAAUAAAACUGAAUCAUCCAGGGCAGUGUUUCCCAACAUUGGCCAUUUCUAGGUAUGUGGACUUCAACUCCCAGAAUUCCCCUGCCAGCAUGGCCAUUGCUAAGAAUUCUGGCAGUUGAAGUCUAUACCCUUAGAAAUGGCCACAGUUGAGCAACACUAAUCUAGGAGGUUAUUUAUAAAAUUAAAAAAAAAAAAAGGAGAUGCAAUACGAAAUCUCUCAUACAAAGAAGGGCACCACCUAAACUUCAUUUGAACAACCAUUUUUUCCCUUCUUUGAAUAAAAUUGCAGGAAAUGUUUUAAUCAAGAUUUAAUUCACAUUUGAUCAUACCACCGGAGAGAGGAUAAAAUUGCUUUAUGAGUCAACUAUUAGCCAUCCCUGAA